UCAGUCUGCUGUGAAGACACCUCUGAAACACCCGACAAACAAGGCUAAGACAGCAUCGGUCUUUGCAGCGUUCACUUCUGUUGAAGUGAAAUGGCCUCUGUUUAUACAACCUUAGCAAUCAUAGGAAUGAUUUUUGUGUCUCCUGUUCUAAUCCCAGCAGUGUUUUUUGGGGCGGUAUGUUAUGACUUUUUCUAUUCCGAUAUCCCGCCUGGAAUCGACCAACCUCUAAAGCUUCGUUUGUUCCACUCAGUCUUGAUUGCAACCCUGGUCUUGGGAAAGAUUUUGGAGAAGCUAAGGAUCUGCAAUGAUUUAAGCAUACUGCGAAUUGUCCUAGAUGGAAUUCCACCAUGGAGAGAUUCAAAACUCCUUACCAAAGAUCUUAAAGUAGAUGAGGUACCGGUGAGGAUUUAUCAGCCCAAAUGGCCACCGACCAGCAAAAGAAGAGGAGUUCUGUAUUUUCAUGGAGGCGCUGGCACAUUUGGGAGCAUUAGGGCCUUCGAUAGAGUAUGUCGCUACAUUGCCAAAAAAUGCAACUCAGUGGUCAUGUCCGUCGGUUAUCGCUUGGCUCCUGAACAUCCAUACCCAGGGCAAUACCUGGAUUGUCUCACUGCUACCUUAUACUUCAUGAGGAAUUGCGAGGAGUAUCACGUGGAUCCUGCUCUCAUCAUCAUCGGCGGUGACAGCUGUGGAGCUAAUUUUGCUACGGUUAUCUGCCAAAUAUUGCUGAACAAAAGAGAUCUCCCAAAAGUACGUGCUCAGGUCUUACUUUAUCCAGGACUACAGGCGCUAGAUUUUCAUUUGCCUUCCUAUCAGCAGAAUGCUUCAGUCCCCAUAUUGUAUCGGAAGCUCGUUAUCUACUUCUGUUUUCGUUAUCUUAAUAAAGAACGAACAGCUAUGGAAGAUGUCCUACAGAACUGCCACGUUCCUGAGAGUAUGAAAAGCAAGUAUAAAAAAUGGAUAAGCGCUGACAUUAUUCCUAAUGAAUUUAAGAUUAGAGGCUACGUACCUCAUAAAUCCACUCCAUAUAAACCUGAAGUCCAUGAAGCAAUCAAGGAAAUUUUAGCAAUAACAUUUUCCCCACUUUUAGCUGAAGACUCUGUUAUUCACCAGCUCCCUGAGUCCUACAUUGCCACCUGUGAGUUUGACGUGCUUCGGGACGAUGGGCUGUUAUACAAGAAGCGAUUAGAGGACAAUGGCGUUCGAGUGACCUGGUAUCAUGCUGAGAGUGCUUUCCAUGGAAUUUUAGCCUUUUUUGGCUAUGGGAUUUUUUCCUUUUUAUCUGCAGAAAAGAUAAUGGAUAGGACUGUGGAUUUUAUUAACAGUCUAUAAAAGUAUUUUUCAUAGAAUCAUAGAAUCACCAGGUUGGAAAAGAUCUCUUAGAUCAUUGAGUCCAACCAUUCCUAUCAGAAAUCUCACAUUAUCCUUGGCAAAUUUACACUUGGCAAAGAACGCAAAUAUUUGUGGUUUAUGCUUUGGAUAUUGACUGCAUUUUAUACUUUUUGAUUUCUGCUUCUGCAGUGACUCUCAAACAAAUGUUAAGACUAUUUAAAGCACCACCAUUCUAGAAAACAACAUUACAAAGCCACAGAGAUAAGAUGGAGAUGGCACCAGAUUAUCCUCUCACUGUAACGCUGUGGCAAUUCUGUGAUGCUUUCAGCAAAAAAAUAAAAACUAGCACUUCAAAUAUGUCCAAUUCUGGAAUCCUCAAAAUAAGAAGGAGAUGGAGCUGUUGAAACAGGUCCAGAGGAUGCUACAAGAAUGAUCAGAGGGCUGGAGCACCUCCGGUAUGAGGACAGACUGAGAGAGUUGGGGUUGUUCAGCCUGGAGAAGAGAAGGCUUCAAGGAGACCUUAGAGUGACCUUCCAGUACCUGAAAGGGCUACAAGAAAGCUGGAGAGGGACUGUUCACAAAGGCUUGUGGGGAUAGGAUGAGGGGCAAUGGGUAUAAACUGGAGAGGGGCAGAGUUAGACCGGACAUAAGGAAGAAUUUCUUCACCAUGAGAGUGGUGAGGCCCUGGCCCAGGUUGCCCAGGGAAGCUGUGGCUGCCCCAUCCCUGGAGGUGUUCCAGGCCAGGUUGGAUGGGCCUUGGGCAGCCUGAGCCAGUGGGAGGUGUCCCUGCCCAUGGCAGGGGGGGUGGAGCUGGAUGGUCUUUAAGGUCCCUUCCAACCCAAACUAUUCUAAGAUUCUGUGAUUCUGUUUCUGUUACAAGAGAAAGUUACGUUUGCUGAGCACAAACUCUCUAAUAAAUCUGAAUUAAUACCUUGUGGUGAAAGGAACAAUGCAACACUGGAAGGCAGAGACCACAAUCUUGAUAAUUCUACCUUGUAAAAUCUGUACUGUGCCCAGUAAUUAAUUAACCAGACAACUGGUCUAUCUAUGACUAUCGUAUAUGAUCACAUCACUGUGGAAACAAUCCAAACUGGCAGUACAGAAACACUAUUGGGUGGGCUAUUUUUUAAAAACCUGGACUUUUGCUGGUUUUAAACAAAGUAUUUCCUUGUUCCUCAGUAUAUUUUACACCGGCCAUGUGCCCUAUUAAAACCACCCAGUUUGUCACUGGAAAAAACGAUGAAAUUUCAUAACUCAAAUGCCAUAGUACUUUCUUCCCAUCACUUACAAUUUAACUUUAAAAACAAUUACAACAUGGCUGCUUAACUAAGUGAUAUUUUUACCUCUUUGGUUUCCCUGGGAAUUUGCAAUUUCAACAAUGUUCUGACAUCCUAGUUGUUUGCAGAGCUGCAGAUUCAGAUUCACAAUUAACAUCACAGGCAUAAUGUGAACCAUAGUAUCUCUACUUUUGCACAAUCCCAUUCUACAGCAAGAACACAAUAAAGUAGUU
This is a messenger RNA of Cuculus canorus (common cuckoo), 2839 nucleotides long. Its product is annotated as arylacetamide deacetylase-like 4. Lineage: Eukaryota; Metazoa; Chordata; Aves; Cuculiformes; Cuculidae. Gene Ontology annotation, molecular function: carboxylic ester hydrolase activity. The record is from RefSeq and is a predicted model, not a curated record. The transcript has 4 exons. Bases 91 to 1329 code for a protein of 412 amino acids. Gene Ontology annotation, cellular component: membrane.